AUGGCCGACCCGCAAGCUGCCGUCGAGCUCAAAGAAAAUACCGUCAUUGUGGUGCUCGGCGCCUCGGGUGACCUGGCUAAGAAGAAGACGUAUCCGGCUCUUUUUGGACUCUACCGAAACCAGUUCCUCCCCAAGGAUAUCAGGAUUGUUGGCUAUGCACGAACGAAAAUGGACCAUGACGAAUACCUUCGUCGUAUCAAAUCGUACAUAAAGACGCCAACCAAGGACAUUGAGCAGCAACUGGAGGAUUUCUGUUCUCUAUGCACAUACGUAUCUGGCCAGUACGACCGGGACGAUUCCUUCAUGCAGUUGAACAAGCAUCUUGAGGAGCUGGAACAGGGUAGAAAGGAAACCAACAGGUUGUUCUACAUGGCGUUGCCGCCGAGCGUUUUCACCAUCGUCUCACAGCAUCUGAAGAAGUGUUGCUACCCUUCGAGAGGCAUCGCCCGGGUCAUUGUUGAGAAGCCGUUUGGCAAGGACUUGGCGAGCUCUCGGGAGCUCCAAAAGUCCCUUGAGCCUGACUGGAAGGAGGAUGAACUCUUCCGCAUCGAUCACUAUCUCGGCAAGGAGAUGGUGAAGAACAUUCUCAUCCUCCGAUUUGGCAACUCGUUCCUCGGUGCAACAUGGAACAGGCACCACAUUGAUAAUGUGCAGAUCACGUUCAAGGAACCUUUCGGCACCGAGGGCCGCGGCGGCUAUUUUGAUGAGUUUGGCAUCAUCCGGGAUGUCAUGCAGAAUCACCUGCUCCAAGUGCUCACUCUUUUGGCCAUGGAACGGCCCAUCUCUUUCUCGGCCGAGGAUAUCCGAGACGAGAAAGUAAGAGUCCUUCGUGCGAUCCCGGCUAUCGAACCCAAGAAUGUCAUCAUCGGCCAGUACGGGAAGUCACUUGACGGCAGCAAGCCAUCGUACAAGGAGGACGAUACUGUGCCCAAGGACUCGCGGUGCCCGACAUUCUGCGCCCUCGUCGCCUACAUUAAGAAUGAAAGGUGGGACGGCGUCCCCUUCAUCAUGAAGGCGGGCAAGGCACUUAAUGAGCAGAAAACGGAGAUUCGUGUGCAGUUCAAGGACGUGACUUCUGGCAUUUUCAAAGACAUUCCCCGAAACGAACUCGUAAUGCGCAUCCAGCCGAACGAGAGCGUCUACAUCAAGAUGAACUCGAAGCUCCCUGGGCUGACGAUGCAGACCGUCGUCACGGAACUUGAUCUCACGUACCGCAGGCGCUUCUCGGAUCUCAAGAUUCCCGAAGCCUACGAGUCGCUGAUUCUGGACUGCAUCAAGGGUGAUCACUCCAACUUUGUCCGAGACGAUGAGCUUGACGCAAGUUGGAGGAUCUUCACGCCGCUGCUGCACUAUCUGGAUGACAACAAGGAGAUUAUCCCGAUGGAGUACCCAUAUGGCUCUCGGGGCCCCGCAGUUCUUGACGACUUCACUGCGUCCUAUGGGUACAAGUUCAGCGACGCCGCAGGAUACCAGUGGCCGACGACAUCAGCUCUGGGACCCGGCAACAAGCUAUGA
Molecule: messenger RNA, 1515 nt
Organism: Canariomyces notabilis
Lineage: Eukaryota; Fungi; Ascomycota; Sordariomycetes; Sordariales; Chaetomiaceae
Product: glucose-6-phosphate 1-dehydrogenase
Exons: 6
Coding region: 1-1515 (504 amino acids)
Biological process (GO): glucose metabolic process; pentose-phosphate shunt, oxidative branch
Cellular component (GO): cytosol
Molecular function (GO): NADP binding; glucose-6-phosphate dehydrogenase activity
Source: RefSeq, a predicted model, not a curated record